CGAGGCAUCACGACCAACUCUCAAGAUCAAUUUCUACUAGAAGAGCAGCUUGGGAAUUGUCUGCGCGACUGGCCUGAAGACUCUUCUUGUGCUACUCUGGCCUGGCCGGCAUAUGCUGCUCACCCUCUUGGCUGGCAGCCUCGGUCUCAAGUUACGCCUCUCGCCUCGACUGUCAGCUUCACUUGUGUCGCUGAUUCGAGGCGGGGAGGCGUCAGGUCUGCUGCCAGGGCGCUGCGAUGUGUCAUGGGAGUAGACCGUCGCGACGGAGGUGGGCUGACUCUCCGAGUUGCUGGACCGGGCUGUAGCCGGAUCGAGAAAAGGCUGGACGAGAGAUCGCGGGGAGUAGGACAAUCAAAUAACGCCCAGUUAUCGUUGGCCCAGCAACUGAGGCACGUUUGUCUCAUAUAUGCUCGAUUCCCUUGGCCUCAGCACACCGACAGAACAGUCUGA
Molecule: messenger RNA, 450 nt
Organism: Protopolystoma xenopodis
Lineage: Eukaryota; Metazoa; Platyhelminthes; Monogenea; Polystomatidea; Polystomatidae
Source: the annotation of a GenBank genome assembly